Crotalus tigris (Tiger rattlesnake) is the source of this 2126-nucleotide messenger RNA. RefSeq lists its product as uncharacterized. Lineage: Eukaryota; Metazoa; Chordata; Lepidosauria; Squamata; Viperidae. The record is from RefSeq and is a predicted model, not a curated record. Gene Ontology annotation, cellular component: cytoplasm. The transcript has 14 exons. The coding region runs from base 230 to 1807 and encodes 525 amino acids.
ACUAAGGUAACGGUGACAUGCCUCCCAUUGUGACAUCUGCCUUUGCUAGUUCAUGUAUUAACCGGAGGCCUUUUGUGAGUUGUGAGACGGCUGCAUUUCUUUCCUGUUUUGUUGGUGGCACUCAUAUUUGCUCUAUUUUGGUUGAAAAAUUGUUUGUAUUCAGAGGACCAAUGAGUAUUUCUUGGACCACUUCUUGGAGGAAAAGAAAGACAAACCCUAACAUUCAGAGAUGCUAGAAAGGCUUCGGAUCCUCAUUCAAAAUAGGAAUGCCAAUGUGGGAACCCCAGAAGAGGGGAACAACUGCAACCUGGACCGACGGCCGGCUACUUCUUCAGGUUCUGCCACUCAAGGCGGCCAACGCCUGGGAAGCCGCCAGAGGUCACCAGCAAGAGGCCUCGAGAAAUCGCCAACAAGAUCCAGGGCGUUUCACUUUUGUCGAGCAAACAGGGACAGUUCUAUCAGCGAUGGGGAAAAAGUUAGAACAUUCUGGACUUGCUGCAGUAAUUGUAAAAUCAGUCCCCAGGGUUUCAAACCACAGGCAGAAAAGCAACAAACCAAACCGUGUUCCAAAAGUGAACGGAUGGAAAAUUAUUCCAAACAAGCCCAUAACUCGUUCGCGAUUAGUCUCGCCACAGAGAGCACAAAUACGAGGCGAUCUGAUACCACAAUUUCAACAACAGACACCAUGGAUUCCACAUGCCUGUCCUUCAUAUCGGCUGAAUCGGAGCAACCCAACAACAUGUUGGAUGUGGAAGCCAUUGUAACCCUCAUGGAAUACGCUCACAGACAUGACAAGCAGUUCCUGGAUAACCACGAAGAAAAUAUUGGUUUCCUCCGUGCCAUUUCUGCAAGUUGCGUGGCUGCACAAAAAUGUGGCCAAGACACACUGGAUCUUCCAUAUACAAAAAAUCAGUUGACUGAGGCACUAGUGAUGGUGAUGGAGACAUUGCCCAGCCAGUCAGUCCCCUCUUUCGUUCUCUCCUGUUCUAUGCUUGCUGUCUACAACCUGAGCAAAAUGAAGCCCCCUCUUGCUUCUGAGCUAGAAACAGGUAUUCUGCGAUUGGCCCUUCAUGGUAUAUUCAGCAUGGAAACACAAACAACCGACGUUCAUAGUGUGGCGCUCUACAGAUCAUCCUUUGAUACCAUGGAUAUUAUGCUGAAGGGCCUGCUGUCCGAGACACCUACCAUCAGCCAUCUCCUAUUUAUAUUAGAGCACGUCAAUUUCUGGAUUCGUUCACAAGACCCUCAAGAGAGGUUCAGAGCCAUUAAUUGCAGCAUCUCCUUGCUUCGCCAUGUUAACCAGCAAUCAAAUUUUGAGAAAACUGGGGAAUUAUCUGGUUUGGGACACCAAGUAGCACAAUUUGCAGUUUGUAUCACAGAUUCAGUGGAAGAGGUGAGCUACCAAGCCAGAGACGCCAUUAGCUGCCUUUACCAGCUCCUCCUGAAUCACAUGGGACUGAGCACAACGGAGGCGGGAGAAUUAUGGUGCCAGGAAACAGAAGACAAGAAGAUGUUGGCUUAUCUUGAUGCCUGCAGAGUGGGUGAGCUAUUCAGAAACAUCUUCACAGAGGGUCAAAAGAGAGCUUUUCUGCAGACCUCCUUGCUGGCCAUGUACGAUCCCUUGAUGAGGAUAAGUCAGGCUGGAAUCCUUCUAGUCUAUUCCCUCUUGGGGAAGACAGCAGAAUUAAUGCGGGAAUCGAAGACGUGGAAAAGGAGAUCUACAAACAACUUCACAAGCUUCGGAUUCUCCGAGAGGUGCCUGAAGCUUUGCAAAGCUUUCUCCCAAAUUAAGGUGCCAUACUCCUGAGGACUGAAAGCAUGAAACGCUUCAGAAAAGAGGACAAGAAUAGUGGGAGAGAAAGAUUUUCAGUCUGUUUUCAACUGUUUCCUGGUGUCGUUUAACUUGUUUCCUCCUCCCAUCCCUAAUAGUGAGAAGUCAUUUUUUUUCUCCCUAGGAACCUUGAAGAAUCUAAAGAUUGCUUCCACCCAGAACUAAUUUUGUGCUGAAUCACAGAGCAGCAUAUAUAACUGGCACUUAAAAGUACCAGGCAGCUUAUGUCUAGGUAGGGUGUCACCAGGGGAGCAGUGAACGAUACACACUAUAUCGGUGCAUUGUUCAAUGACUC